Messenger RNA from Cladophialophora yegresii CBS 114405, 1176 nucleotides. RefSeq lists its product as uncharacterized. NCBI's taxonomy places the organism in Eukaryota, Fungi, Ascomycota, Eurotiomycetes, Chaetothyriales, Herpotrichiellaceae. The record is from RefSeq and is a predicted model, not a curated record. The transcript is spliced from 2 exons. The coding region runs from base 1 to 1176 and encodes 391 amino acids.
AUGCGUCGGAUGCUCGUCCUUUUUCUCGGUCUCGCCGCAGUGGGAUUCGCUCAAGACACGACGACUGCUCUUGCGACCGACUCGUCAACACCUACUCCUACUGAUUCGAUCACUCCAGCUCCCUCACCAACAGAUGCAACUUCGAGUGCGGACAGCGCCGGAUCUACCGAUUCAACGAAUGCUACGAGCACGUCGCAGGAACCGAUAACGCAUACGGUCGCGGUCGCUUUGGGAGGCCACACGUUUGUGCCUGACGUUACGCUCGCCAAAGUCGGCGACACAAUCCUGUUUCAAUUUUACCCUACGAACCAUUCCGUCAUCCGAGCAGAAUACGGCUUUCCCUGCAUUCCAUACGAAGACACGGGUGUCGAUAAAGUUGGAUUCUUCUCCGGCUUUUAUCCAGUGGAUGCAAUAUUGAAUGAGCCGCCCGAGUGGUCCAUCGUGGUCAACGACACGAAUCCCAUCUUCUUCUACUGCGGCGCUCCGGGCUCAUGUAUCAACUACCAGAUGCUCGGAGUGAUCAAUCCCAAUGCCACGACAUCGCUUCAGCAUCAAAAAGACCUCGCCUCACAAUCGCAAUUCAUGCUCCUGCCGGGUGAGCCAUGGCCCGAGGAGAGCGACGAUCCAUUCACCACGACCGCAUCGACUACCAGUCCGACAGCAACCGCGACUGGCGCAGAGUAUGGAGCCUCAGACACCGCAGCCAGCUCCAGCGGCCACGGCCAUUCGGGUCUAUCCAGUGGAGCUAUCGCCGGCAUUGCAAUUGGAGCUGCUGCAGUGGCCCUUGCCGCCGCUGUUGCCCUCUAUCUCUGUGGUCGUCAAUCCCGAAGUCGCGGCACAAAGCAUGUCGACGAUCGUCCGAGCACAGGUCACGCUACCCAAAUGUCCUAUAAUCCGGCGGCAGGCCACAUGUCAUACAUGACCGACCCGAACAAGCACAUGUCGGUGCACAGCAGUGUCGUUGGUUUGGGACCAUCGCCAGCAUUACCGGGAUACGUCCCACCACACGAUCCGGCCAUGUCGCCGGGAUUAUAUCCUGCAUACAUGCCCGUCAGCGACUCACUUGGCUCGGCACCGACGGGUCCCGGAAGUGAUAUCGCGUCACCGCACAGCCCAAGUCCGAGCCAGAUGUAUUCCGUGCCAGCCUAUCCUGGCGGGAUGCCACAGAGCAUGUAA